Molecule: messenger RNA, 2500 nt
Organism: Jaminaea rosea
Lineage: Eukaryota; Fungi; Basidiomycota; Exobasidiomycetes; Microstromatales
Exons: 2
Coding region: 40-2199 (719 amino acids)
Biological process (GO): protein peptidyl-prolyl isomerization; protein folding
Molecular function (GO): protein binding; peptidyl-prolyl cis-trans isomerase activity
Source: RefSeq, a predicted model, not a curated record
GAUCUUUGCUUCCUGCUCCACUCCAAAUCCUUACCCAGCAUGCCUCCUCAUCAACAAGGAGGUGGCGACAAGCGAUCCCGCUCCCCCACGCCCUCAUCGUCACGCUCUUCAACACCAGGCCCAGCUCCUCCGCCACCUGCCGUCCGCAAUGGUGACACAGCAGACUCAGACUCAGACGACGACGUCGGCCCAGCGCCGCCUCCGCCCGCAGCAUCCACAUCCUCAGCUCCUCCCUCAAAGAAGGUCAAGGUCGCACCUCGCAAGAGCCUCCCGCACGCCAACAUCUACCUCUCCGCCCUCCCUUCUGCAACUCGCUACUCUCAAUCGUUCAUGCAUCGCUCCCCGAUCAACUUCGUCUCCGUCACACCGUACACCGACUUCCUCAUCACAACAAGCGUAGACGGCCACGUAAAGUUUUGGAAGAAGCAGGAGCUAGGCAUUGAGUUCGUGAAACACUACCGAGCCCACAUUGGUGUGGUGACCGCAACGGCGACUUCAGCUGACGGGAGUCUAUUCGCAUCGGCGGGGAGUGAUGGGACCAUCAAAGUGUUUGACGUGUUCAACUUUGAUCUCAUCAACAUCCUCAAUCUGGGUCAGUGUAUCACGCCAAGGACGCUUGCCUGGGUACACAGGAGAGGAGGAAGAGUCGACGCUGUCUUGGCUGUUGCGGCAGAGGGAUCCAAUGUCAUCCGCCUCUACGACGGGCGAGGCGACGGCAAGCCAACGGCAGAGAUCGACAGCGUGCAUCGCGCACCCGUCCACCUCCUCAGCUACAAUGAGCCAAGCGACUGUGUCGUCUCAGCGGACGAGAGUGGCAUGGUUGAAUACUGGGCGCCGCGAGAGCCUUACGAGAAGCCUGCUACUUCCAGCAGCCAAGGAGCCCUCUGGGAAUACAAAGCCAGCACAAACCUCUUCGACUUCAAGAAGGCCAAGUCUGUUCCAACUUCGCUCGUGUUCUCUCCCAAAUACGACAAAUUCGUCACGCAUUCCCUACCCGACCGAGCUAUUCGUGUCUGGGACUUCAAAACGGGCAAAGUGCUCCGCAAGCUAGACGAGAGCCUCGAUGCUCUCCAAGAACGACAGGCAGCAGGCACCUCUGGCGUGCCAUCCCUCGACGCUAUGGAGCUCGGUCGCCGCUUAGCGUUGGAGAAACAGCUCGACGCGGAGAGUGUGGACGCCAAGGCGAGUGCGAUCAAUUCUGCUCAGGGACUGAGAACGAUGAACGCCGUCUUCGACGAGACGGGCCACUUCGUUGUCUACCCGACCGCUUUGGGCAUCCACAUCAUGGAUACAUACAGCGAUGAUGCUCCCCCAAUUAUUCUGGGUCGGGACGAGACCUGUCGAUUCCUGAAUGUCUCCCUGUUCCAAGGGGUGGGCGGGUCAGCCAAGAAGAAGAGAGGAACACGCAGCUUGGCGCUUAUGGCCUCGGAGAAUCCCGCAGCAGCAGCAGAAUCCAGUGGCGGGGACGACGAUGUAGCGGAUCCGACGUUGUUCUGUACCGCGUUCAGGAAGGAGCGCUUCUACCUCUUCACGCGUCUGGAGCCCGAUGAGGCGGACGUUGCUGCUGGAGCCGACAAGAAGCGUAAGGGCAAGGGUCACGCGGGCGGGGCAGAGAGGGAUGUCUUCAAUGAGAAGCCGAGUAGAGAGGAACAGACCAUUGCCGGUGGGAGCGCCGCUUCGGGAGCUACAGAUGAGGGACAGGUAGCAUCUCGCUCAACCGCAACAGGAGCGACCUCGACUGCUACAUUGCACACCACUCUGGGAGACAUCCAUGUGCGUCUCUAUCGCGAGCUCACGCCUCGUACGGUGGAGAACUUCGUUGGGCUCUGCAAGAAGGGCUACUACAACAAUGUGACCUUCCAUCGCGUCAUCAAGAAGUUCAUUCUUCAGACUGGCGACCCUUUGGGCGACGGAACGGGCGGGGAGAGCCUGUGGGGUGGACAAUUUGAGGACGAGUUCAGGGCGGAGCUGAAGCAUGACCGACCGUACACGUUGAGCAUGGCGAAUGCGGGGAAAGAUACGAACGGCUCCCAAUUCUUCAUCACCACGGUCCCAGCACAAUGGCUCGACGGCAAGCAUACCGUGUUCGGACGCUGCACCACGGGCUUCGACGUGGUGCACCGUAUCGAGAAUGUCCGAGUCGACCAGCACGACAAGCCGAGAGACGCCGUGAGGAUUCUCAAUGUCACGCUUGGCUGAGAAGGCGAGGGGAAUGGUGUGCGAUGGCGAUGGCAUUAGCGAGUGGAAGUUAUAAGGAGAGAAUAGAGUGAGGAGCGAAUAGAGAGAGAGAGGUUGUACAAGUACAGUAGAGUGUAGAAAAAGACACGGAGGAAGAGUGAGGGAUAGCGGCGGUGCGGGCGUCACGGUGAAGCCGCAUUGAAGGGGAGGGGGAAACGGUCAUAGUUGUACAGGGUGAAGAGGGAAUCUAGCCCCUCUGCGCGAGUCAAAGUCUAGUAAUAAGAGUAAGCAGCCCCAUUCUGCUGUUGUUGAUGAUGGCCGC